Colias croceus (clouded yellow) is the source of this 1991-nucleotide messenger RNA. Its product is annotated as monocarboxylate transporter 12-B-like. Lineage: Eukaryota; Metazoa; Arthropoda; Insecta; Lepidoptera; Pieridae. Gene Ontology annotation, molecular function: monocarboxylic acid transmembrane transporter activity. Gene Ontology annotation, biological process: transmembrane transport; monocarboxylic acid transport. The transcript is spliced from 8 exons. The record is from RefSeq and is a predicted model, not a curated record. The coding region runs from base 154 to 1680 and encodes 508 amino acids.
UGAAAUAUCUCACUAACAAGCGUAGUUUCACGUUGGACGGAUGUAUGGCGUAAAAUAACUCAAUUUAAAGUGUGAACAUGUGUUUCGUUAAAUGAUUUUGUGGGUUAUGAAUGUGAUUUGUAAAUAGUUUCAAAUAGAUGAUAAUUAAAGAAAAUGUCGGAGAAACAAGUUCUAGUUUUGUCAAGAACUGUGAAAAGGAUAAAAUUAGUCCCACCUGACGGAGACUGGGGAUGGGUAAUUUUAAUAGGAAUAGGAGUUUCCAAUGUGUUCAAUCAGUCUAUGUUGUCCCUCUUCAGCUUGUUAUACGGAGAUGCUCUGGAAGCAAUGGGACACAAGACGCAAGGAGCGGCCAUAGUUCUCAGUGCUAUGCUUUUUGUAUGCAAUUUUAGUGGCCCGAUCGCCGGUGCUCUAGUUAAACUGACGUCAGCCAGAUUUGUAUCUGUGGCAGGAGCAUUUUUAUCCAGUUUGGGAAUUUUUGUUAGCGGUUUUUCUAGUAAUAUCGUUCACCUGAUAAUAAGCUAUGGUGUUCUAAUAGGUAUCGGAUUAGGUUUCAUUCAAAAUGCAUCGUUUGUGGCCAUAAAUAGUUACUUCAAAGUGAAAAAAAGUAUUGCUGUGGGAAUAGCAAUGGCGGGCACCGGCAUUGGGCAGACAGUAAUGCCACAUGUGGUGCGAUAUCUCUUGGAUAAUUAUGGAUUUUUAGGAGCAUGCUUACUGCUUUCUGCUCUCAGUUUACAUGGGAUAGCUGGAACGCUGCUCAUACAGCCCGUUGAAUGGCACAUGAAGAGAGUGGAAGAGGAGGUCGUAAUUGACGAAAAAAAGAAGUUACUAGAAAAUAAUUGCAAUACUAAUGAUGAAGUCUACAAAAGAACUAGACGAGCGACAAUCCCGUCAGUUUUACAAGAGAAUGGAAAGCAAAAAGUUGACUCGCAUAAAUUAUUAUCUCAAAGUUUUACACAAUUGCAGCAAAAUGACAAAUCAAAUGUUCCCACGAAUGAACAUAUAACUACAAAUGGAAACAGAAUUAUGAGUAUGCUAAAAAAUGUAUACGAUUUGCUCGAUAUCUCAUUAUUAUCAAGUCCUAGAUUUUUAAAUGUUAUUAUUGGCACAUCUUUAACCUUUGUUUCGAUACAAAACUUUAGCAUGUUGUAUCCACUUUUCCUACAGAGAGCUGCAAACAUGGAUAAGCAAGAAACUGCCAAUUGCAUGUCAGCUGUGGCCAUCGCUGAUAUAAUUGGAAGACUGGCCUUGCCGCAGGCGCAAGCGAAAUUCAAUGUUUCUGUUAAAAUGACUGUGAUAUUGUCCAGUAUCUGCUGUCUUGUUGUACGACAAAUUCUAGCAUACCAAACGGACAUGUACGUGUUACUAGUUCUAUCACUAUUCUAUGGCAUUGGAAGGAGUAUGGUGAUCGUUUCUAGAAAUAUUGCAAUUGCCGAAGAAUGUAGGAUGGACCAAGUGGCCUCUGCUGUAGGUCUAGGAAUGUUAAGUAUGGGGUUAAUAGUACCACCAGCAGGCUAUUUCUUAGGCUGGAUAAGAGAUUAUACAGGCAGCUAUAUCGUUUGUAUAUCUGCGCAAAAUGGAUUACUUGUUCUAUUUCUGGUAAUGUGGAUACCAGAUAUGUUAUAUCAAUACUAUAAAGAAAAGAAACAGAAAAAUAGAACAGACGAAACACAAUUGACGUAAGAGAGGGAGGGAAGAGAUGAGUUCACACAAACUGUGAUCAUUCAGACCAAAUAAUAAGACUAGUAAAGAGUAUCUAUAAUUAUUUAUGUAGUUUUUCAUAUUAGAGAAUUUUAUAAUAGAAGCUGCUUGUUGUGUUGUUCCAAAUGAUGCGUACCUACCACAGAACAUAUAUUAUGUUCUGUGUUACCUACAAUGCUAAGCAUUUAAUAGUCUGAGACUGAUAUUAUGAUUUAUGUGUGAAGAGUAAUAGGAACAAUAUGAGCCGAAUGACUAAGUCAUAAUAUGUCUACUAAAUAAAUUAUUGAAAUUAA